CAACUUCCCCUUUUCAGCGUGGAUACAAGAAGCUGCCCGAUGCACAGGCAGAGAAGGCGGAGAGGGCAGCAGUGAGUGUCCAGACAAACAGCUCUGUCCUACCACCAGCUAAACAGCCAGAUUCUAGCAUUCAGUACAGGGGCCAGCCUCAGCCAUGGAAGAGACAUACAUCAGACACAUUGAGCUGCUGGGCUUCGAGAAAAGGUUUUUUCCCAGCCAACAUUAUGUUUACAUGUUCCUGGUGAAAUGGCAGGACCUAACCGAAAAACUAGUUUAUCGAAAAUUUACCGAGAUAUAUGAUUUUCAUAAAUCCUUGAAGGAAAUGUUUCCCAUUGAAUCUGGGGACAUCAACAUUGAGAAUAGGAUCAUCCCUCACUUACCAGCACCCAAAUGGUUUGAUGGCCACCGGUCUACACAGAACAGACAAGGCACGCUGACUGAAUACUGCUACACCUUGCUGAAUCUGCCGCACAAGAUUUCCCGAUGCUCCCAUGUUCUGAACUUCUUCAAAGUCAAGCCUGAUGACUUGAACCCACCCACAGACAGCCACAUCAAGAAACCAGAGACGUAUUUAGUGCCAAAGGACUCCAAGAAAAAUGUCGCAGACAUUACUGGCCCCAUUAUCCUGCAGACGUACCGAGCUAUUGCAGACUACGAGAAGAACUCCAGCACCGAGAUGGCUCUGAAAACGGGGGACAUGGUGGACGUUGUGGAGAAGAGUGAAAGUGGCUGGUGGUUCUGUCAGUUAAAGAAUAAACGUGGCUGGGUCCCAGCUGCUUACCUGGAGCCUAUGGAAGGUCCUGAUGAAUCUGAAGAGCAGGAUCCUAACUAUGCAGGGGAGCUCUAUGUUGUCAGAAAAGGCUACACAGCUGCUGAGGAUGAUGAGCUGACGCUGAAAGAAGGAGACGCCAUAGAGGUUAUCCAUAAACUACUUGAUGGCUGGUGGGUUGUCAGGAAGGAAGAAAUCACCGGUUACUACCCCUCCAUGUAUCUGCAGAAAUCUGGGGAAGAGAACAACCCUGUGAAGAAUGAGCUGAGAAACAGAGGCGCCCCUCCUCGAAGGUCGACCAUCCGAAAUGUCAAGAGCAUCCACAACCAAAACCGGAAGCAGAUCAGCCAGGAGACAUACAGACAGAACAGCAUGAAGUAUAGGAAGACAAGGACGCAGAGCAAUCUCCAGAGCAAGUCCAACGUGAUCAGAGAGAGAAAUGAAAUGGUGGAAAACGUGUCCAAGGCCCAACCGGCUGUUCCACCACGACCCAGUAAGGACCUGAUCCUGAAUCGUUGUACAGAGAGCACGAAGAGCAAGAUCAAAUGAUCCCAUUGGGGAAAAAAUAUAAAGCUGAUGCUUAUUCUCUGCCAGGACUCCGUAGCCAGACUGGACAGUUCUGGUGAAUUUCAGCACCUCUACAAGAGCGGCAGUUCUCAUAGCGUUUCUCAGAGCUACAGGUUAUGGCACUUUCAAUUAAGGUUCCGCAUAUAAUUCACUCUCUCAACAAAUCUGAAUUGUUCUAAACUUGAUGGGCCAAAUUUAGUCUUCAUUUAUACUUGUGCAAUCCCAGGGAGUACAAUGAGGCUGCACUGGUGCACACAAGGACAGAAUUCGGCAAGAUAUUCUCAGUAACUGAUCACAUUUUUUUUUAAUGUUUACUAUGAACUGCUACACAAAAUACAGUUGAUCAAGUAUCAGAGGGAUAGCCUGUGUUAGUCUGUAUCCACAAAAAUAAUGAGAAGUCCGGUGGCACCUUAAAGAGAAACAGAUUUAUUUGGGCAUAAGCUUUCGUGGGUAAAAAACCUCACUUCUUCAGACGCAUGGAGUGAAAAUUACAGAUACAGGCAUAAAUAUAUAUCGGCACAUGAAGAGAAGGGAGUUACCUUACAAGCGGAGAACCAAUGUUAAAGGCCAGGUUAGCCAGGGGGCAUGUAGUCCGCUCCCAAUAAUUGAUGAGGAGGUUCACUCCAAGCAUCUGAAGAAGUGAGGAUUUUUACUCACGAAAGCUUAUGCCUAAAUAAAUCUGUUAGACUUUAGUCCUCGUUACAGUUGAUCAAGGCACUGAUCAUAUGAGCUGUUGAGUGAACUCCUCUCUCAAUGACUUUUUUUCAUGGUAGAUGAAGGUGUUCAGCAUUCCAUUGCAUUGAGCAAUAAGAGAGAGUCUUAACUGAUUCUUUCCCCACCAUUUGUACUUGGGAACCUAGAUGAUAUGGUUUGCACUUAUUAGCUUGCUUUGUAAUAUAGCCAUUUUUGGUGACUCUAUUAUUGUAGGAGACCCCCAUGUAAAGUUAAUACAUAAAUCUCUUUUAAUCCUG
Messenger RNA from Mauremys reevesii (Reeves's turtle), 2307 nucleotides. It is a transcript of the gene NCF1, whose product is annotated as neutrophil cytosolic factor 1. The record is from RefSeq and is a predicted model, not a curated record. The coding region runs from base 155 to 1318 and encodes 387 amino acids. The transcript has 11 exons. Gene Ontology annotation, cellular component: cytoplasm; NADPH oxidase complex. Gene Ontology annotation, biological process: respiratory burst; superoxide anion generation. Lineage: Eukaryota; Metazoa; Chordata; Testudines; Geoemydidae. Gene Ontology annotation, molecular function: superoxide-generating NADPH oxidase activator activity; protein binding; phosphatidylinositol binding.